This is a messenger RNA of Rhizophagus irregularis DAOM 181602=DAOM 197198, 786 nucleotides long. The record is from RefSeq and is a predicted model, not a curated record. NCBI's taxonomy places the organism in Eukaryota, Fungi, Glomeromycota, Glomeromycetes, Glomerales, Glomeraceae.
AUGGCAAUGGUAUAUCUCAACCAAAGUAGCAUCGCUGUACCUAUGGCCGACUACCAUCACUUAGAUUUGUCAACAAUUUCAGAUGCAUCAAUUUCAGAUGCAUCAAUUUCAUCAAUUUCAAAUGCAUCAAUCUCAGAUGCAUCAAUUUCAGACGCAAUUUCAGAUGCAACAUUGGAUUGCAAACCUGAACAACCCAUAGUACCAUCAAGCCAUCCUACAGAUCGUAAACACAAGAUUCGAAUCUUUACCUUGGAAAGUUUGACCGAUUUGCUUAAUGGUGUCCAAAUUUCCUUUGAUGGAAAUCAUAAUGAUAUGACACAGUUGUGGUCUCAAGAAGAGUUGAAUGUUCGACGAAGAGUGGUUCAAUUUUUUAAAACUAGAGCAAAAAAACGAAUUAUGGCUUCUUUUAAAGCUGUUGAUCCAAUUGAACUGCCUAAUAAUGGUAUUUUUGUUUCCUGCCUUUAUUGGUAUGAUAAGAAAACACAAUGUGAUAAAUGGUAUUUCACUUCAACGGAUUAUCUAAAUUUACUUGAAAGUCUAACAGGAAUUAGACUUACUUCAGAUGAAAAGAAUCGAAUUCGUCGUAAUCUUGAAGAAUAUAAACCAAUAACAGUUGGUAAAAAUAAGAAUGAUAGUGAUGAUAUAUAUAAAGAUUUGAUGUCUUAUUCAUUUGCAAAACCAAGAAAUGCGGAAAAAGACAUCAAGAUUUAUGAAUGGAGGCAUCUAUUACAUGCCAUAGAUAAAAUAAUUAAAAAAUAUUCAGGUAAAAAAAGAAGAAAUAAAUAA